Molecule: messenger RNA, 2071 nt
Organism: Equus quagga
Lineage: Eukaryota; Metazoa; Chordata; Mammalia; Perissodactyla; Equidae
Gene: SHCBP1
Product: SHC binding and spindle associated 1
Exons: 7
Coding region: 149-1237 (362 amino acids)
Biological process (GO): fibroblast growth factor receptor signaling pathway
Source: RefSeq, a predicted model, not a curated record
UGACAUCCUUGAAAACCGAGUUCCUUCGGGACUUAUUGUUGACUACCGCAAUCUCUUGUCUCAAUGUGAAGCGAGUUACAGGAAAUUUUUAAAUCUGAGAAGCAGUUUGUCAAACUGUAGCUCUGAUUCUGAGCAGGAAAACAUCCCCAUGGUGGAAGGGUUAAAAUUGUAUUCAGAGAUCGAACAGUUGAAACAAAAGCUAAAACUCAUUGAGAAUCCUUUGUUGAGAUAUGUGUUUUGUUAUCAGAAGAAUUGUAAUGUCCAAGCAAAGGGCGUCCGUCCAAAUGGUCAGAAGGUCACCCAUGUGGUUGCCUGCACCAUGAUGACUGGUCUGCUGUGGUCCCUGCUCAGGGACAGGCUUUGUCAGGAGCCUAGUAAGGAAGCAAUAGAGAUUCAGUUCCAUGGUGAUCCAUUGUCUGCUAUAAAUGCCUGCUAUGAAGGUGACACUGUUAUUGUUUGUCCUGGCCAUUACGUGGUACAUGGCACAUUCUCCAUUGCUGACUCCAUUGAGUUGGAAGGAUAUGGUCUACCAGAUGAUAUUGUGAUAGAAAAGAGGGGCAAAGGAGACAUUUUUGUGGAUUGUACGGGCACAGAUAUUAAAAUCUCAAGCAUAAAAUUUGUUCAGCAUGAUGCUGUAGAAGGAAUCUUAAUCAUUCACCGUGGCAAGACGACGUUGGAAAACUGUGUACUGCAGUGUGAAACUACAGGGGUCACAGUACGAACAUCAGCAGAACUUUUAAUGAAGAAUUCAGAUUUAUAUGGUGCAAAGGACUUCUUAGAUGAGCAUUAUGACAUUUCCAAAAUAUCCAUGGUGAAUAAUGUCAUACACAAUAAUGAAGGUUAUGGCAUUAUCUUGGUGAAACCUACAAUUUUCUUUGACCUGCAAGAAAGUGUCCAAGAUGAAACUGAAGAAAAUAAUGCACUUAAAAUUCAGACCAGUGAAGAGGCCAGUGCAGCUGAAAGAGUGGAACUAGACAAGCUGAUUCAAUGUGCAACUGGUAAAAUGGAGCUUUAUGCAAGAUCUGACCUUUCUGAGCAAGUUGAAGACAAUUGUGAAAUUGUAAAUUACCUAGUUGCAGCCUCCACACAGAAGGGCCAGAUGAAGAAGAAAAGGUUGAGUGAGCUGGGGAUCAUGCAAGCUGAUGACAACUUGAUGUCACAGGAGAUGUUUGUUUCGAUUGUGGGGAACCAGUUCAAGUGGAAUGGGAAAGGGAGUUUUGGCACAUUUCUUUUCUGACCACUAUGAUAUAAAUAGCAAAAUACUGGAUUUUGCAUAUGCUGCCCCAAGAAUCACUGCUGCUGUCAUAGGUCGCUUCAUGUCUCUAUUUUAUAUUUGAUAUAUUCGAUUGGACUUGAGUGAAAUGUAGAUUUCUGUCUGCAGGUGUUGCAUAUACAAAACUCCAUCUUUAUAAGGAAGGCUAUAAAAACAUAUAAUAUGGAAAAUAUUUAGAGAUUUCUUCCUAGAAAGUCUUGCUUUCUCAAACAUGUAGUUCUCUCAUAUUAAGCCCGUUAGUUACUGUAGUGUAAAUACAUUUUAAUCUAGCACUUCAGAGAGGAGGAAAAAAGAGGGAAUGCAAGAUGAGUGCACAAAAAUGUGAUAGGUGUUAAAUGUACAGAGUUCUUACAGUUGUCUUUUUAUCCCAAUUACAGUGAGUCUGAUUUCCGUGUUAUAUUUGCAUAAUACCUGUCUUAAAAUAAAAGCUUUUGUGCUUGGGAGGUUAUCUGCCUAAUCAGUCUUCCUGAGAAUCUGAGUGGGAUGCAUUUUUAUGCUGAACUGUGUAAUCAUCAAAACAGUGAUGGAUAGCAUUGCAGGUGUGAAACAGAAGUGAGGUGUGUAUUCAGAGCCAGUGUGCACGCAGAGCACUUUACUGUUGCUGAAUACGAAUGAUUAAAAAGAGGGGUCAUUCCUUUUGCCAUAACAGUAUUCUGAUCAAAUUUCUUACACAGUCAAAAUGAUUACCUAUAUAACCUAUAUCAGCUCUGUGUUCUUGAUAUCAUAUUGUAAAACACAGCUUUAAAACAUAUUUAUAUUAAAAAUAUGUGAUAUUAAUAUGCCUACUGAUUAAAAUUA